GAAAAUUUCGAGGCGAUCGCCAGUUAUACGCGCAACUGGCUGGCGGCCGGACAUGGAUUUUGACGAGGUGCUGCGGGAGGUGGGAUCCUUUGGCCUCUACCAGAAGGUCAUCAUAUGCUCUGUACUACUUCCAGCUGCCUUGCCCUGUGCCUUUCAUGCCUACAGUCAGUUGUUUAUAGCUGCUACUCCGCAGCACUGGUGUCGCGUACCGGAACUGGAGCCGUGGAUCCAGGACUAUGUUCCGCUGGUAAAGAAUCUCAGUAUUCCCCGCAACAGCCAAGGCGGGUAUGCCGAGUGCUCCAUGUAUGCGAGAAACUACAGCGACAUCGUCCGAUAUCUCGAGUAUCGUCCGCCUCCGGAACUGCUCCGCCAGCAGGCCGAUGAUCUUCUGAAGCAGCUUCCGGAUAAUGCCCAAGUGGUACCCUGCCAACAUGGAUGGAACUACGAUCGGUCUAUCUACUCCAGUACCGUGGUGCAGGAGUGGAACCUGGUAUGCGACCAGAGUUUCCUGGUGACCCUGGCUCUAGUGAUCUUUGGCGUGGGCGGACUGCUGGGCAACUAUGUUUUCGGCUAUCUGGUGGAUCUGUGGGGCAGGAGGCCCUCCUUCUAUGCCUACUUGCUGAUGGAGAUUGCCGCCUGUGCGGCUAGUGCCUUCGCCUGGAACUACUACUCCUGGCUGGGUCUGCGCUUUGUGGUUGGACUGACUGUACCGGCCAUUCUGGCCAGUCCCUACGUCUUGGCCAUUGAGCUGGUGGGUCCGGAGCGGCGGGUCUUCUGCACCAUCGUUUCGAAUAUUGCCUAUUCCCUGGGACUGGUAGUGCUGGCCGGAGUGAUCUAUGUGGUGAGAGACUGGCGGGAGCUUAGCUUGGCAGUGUCCAUGCCCUUGCUGAUGCUCUUCUCCUGCUUUUUUGUGCUGCCCGAGUCGCCGAGAUGGCUGAUGGCCGUAGGAAAAACGAAACGGGCCAUGAGGAUCCUGAAAAUAAUGGCCCGCGUCAAUGGCGUGCGAGUGAACCGAGACUUUGUGGAGAGGUUGGAGCGAAGAUUGGUAAACACCCGAGCGGCAGAGGCCGAAUCCUCGGCAGCUAGCAGGCACUAUGGCAUCCUGGACCUCUUCCGGGGAACCAAUAUGCGGCGCAAGACCCUGAUCAUCACUCUAAUUUGGUUUGCCAACACCAGUGUCUAUGUGGGACUGAGCUACUACGCCCCGGCCCUAGGAGGGGAUGAGAUCUGGAAUUUCUUCCUUGCCGGAGCCGUGGAGUUGCCUACGUAUCUACUUCUCUGGCCGGGUUUGAGCUACUUUGGCCGACGGUGGAUCUUGUUCAUCUCGAUGCUGGUGGGUGGGGUGGCCUGUGUGGCCACCUUCCUCUAUCCGGACAUCACUCUGCUCCUGUACUGUGUGGGAAAGAUGGGCAUAAGCUCCUCCUUUGUGGUGCUCCCCCUCCUGGCUUCUGAAUUGUAUCCAACGGUGGUGCGAGGACUGGGCAUGAGUUUUAGUUCCGUGGUGGCUAUGGUGGGUCCGAUUGUUAUUCCUCUUAUUAACCACAUGGGCCAACAAAUGCUUGUUCUGCCUUUAAUCGUUAUGGGUGCCCUACUCAUCCUGGGCGGAUUUGCCAGUCUCCUACUACCGGAAACGCGCAACCGCAAUCUGCCGCAAACCUUGGAAGAAGGAGAGGCUGUUCCACUAAGUUUCCUGCUUUGCUGUUGCGUUGAAAACGAACCAAAGCCGAGAACUCCACCGACAAGGACUCCUCCGCCAAAUAGAGGAGUUCCUCAGAGUGGAGUGAGAGUAUUGCCACAAGUGGAAAGCCCUGGUCCACAUCGUGCCACCUGCAAGGUUGUUUGUAGCAUAUGUAAAAAAGAAAUGCGUACAUUGUAGUUUGUUAAUAUUGAAUUGUAGUUAAUAAAAGUUAAACCAUUUAAUUUUGAAUUCAAAUUUAAAACCAGAUUGGCAGUUCUUCCGUUAAACUCUUUGGCGUUGCCACACUUUUCAAAAAGUACAAUACAGUAAAAAAUAGGUUUGGGGGGCAGAUAAACCAUGUUUUCUUUUUUAAUUUAAAUAUCUGUUAUUAAAAGAAAUUAAAAAUGGUUACUCUUAUUCACUUUAAGUCUGUAGAAGGGUAAAUACAUACAGUAGAAAGAUUCUUCUAUAAAACCAUUAAGCUUUUAGAAACAAGUUGGCAGCCCAACCGGCAAUUUCAAAUGGGGUAAUUAAAAAAAGAAUUAAACGACACAAAACAAAACAAAUCAUCAAUUAAACUGGGGUCAAAAAUAAUCUUUUCUUUGUGUUUUAUGAAAAUCACACAAAUACAUUCUGCAACCGCCCUAUAUAUGUAUUUGCAUCAACCUUAAUAUACGUUUAUGAGACGUUGAAAGCUGAUAAGACCCGAGGCCUGUAAACCGCAAUCACAACUGCCUUUAUAGAAACUUCAAGAAGCGUUCCGGUUAAACUGGCCUAUCAGCACACCGCAGAAUUCGCAAUUUUAAGGCAUUAUUCGAGUUUUUGGCCGUGACUCAUGCCAAGAAUUUUAACCAAAACACACCAAUACACGGCCAUAACAUGUGCCGCCCACAUAUGAGAGAUGUAGCUUUUCACCUUUGGAAUAACCCUGAUAAUUAUGUUACGCUUUGGACAAUAGAAAAACACCUGAGAAGUUUAAAAUAAUACAGCUAGGCAAGGGUUUUCGUUAUUGUAGCCAAACAGCUGCCGAAUCUCAAUGUCAACAACUUUAACUGCCGCGUGCUUUUCGCCCCUUAGCCACCUCUUGGCCCACAAAUGCGUUGUCAAGCACACACACCAAGAUACACAUGUUGAUUAUGCAAGAAAAAAAAAAAAAGAAGUGCCAGAAAUAUGAUUUCAUGUGUUUUUACAGUUCUUUUAAUGUAUGUUAGUUUGAUGAUCUAAAAAAAUAGAUUAAAAAUUAUAAAACGUUUUCAACAAUUUUGGUACAAUGAUUUUGAAAUCAGAAAAUUUUGGACUCUUGUUUAUGUUUUGAAUGAAUUUGGUGAGGGGUUUGUGGGGUGGUGGGCGGCGGGCGGGAUAUACAUCAUAAUGUAUUGGUUAUUAAAAGCUAUAGCUAAAAAUAUAUAUAUGCCUCUCUUCCGCUACCAGGUCGUCGGUCUCCUUGUGGCAAUGAUUUUUUCUGGAGUGUCUUCGUUAGUCCCCUAUAAAUCACCUCGAUAUUCGUUCCAAAAACUGUCCUAUGUACUAUUUUUAUAUAUAUGUAGAUGCGGGAGGCGGCGGCAAAAUUAGAAUGUGUGUCUCUUGUCAUAUAUUGUGUGUGUGUUUUGGAUUGUUGACUCUUUUUCGGGUUGAGGAAACGUGCUUUAAUCGUUUUGGAAAAUACAUUUUGACGGUUGUACACUUCGCUUCCAAACUAUUACUAGUAGAUUAAGAUUGAAGGUUCCCUUAAUAUAUUAAAUAUAGUAUUUUAUAUUAUGUGUUCUGUUCAGCGCUCACUAGGAUGCCUUUAUUUUUUUUUUUUUAGUAUUUAGUAUAGUGUGUUUUAAUAGCAUGACCCCCAAAAAAGUAGAGAAGGAACGCGAAGGCGGCUCA
Drosophila ananassae is the source of this 3553-nucleotide messenger RNA. RefSeq names its product beta-alanine transporter. Gene Ontology annotation, molecular function: transmembrane transporter activity. Gene Ontology annotation, cellular component: membrane. Lineage: Eukaryota; Metazoa; Arthropoda; Insecta; Diptera; Drosophilidae. The record is from RefSeq and is a predicted model, not a curated record. The transcript is spliced from 4 exons. Gene Ontology annotation, biological process: transmembrane transport. The coding region runs from base 53 to 1876 and encodes 607 amino acids.